GGCCAUGGGAAGACCCCGGGCUCCUGCUUCCUGAUGUGGGCUUUGGGGCAGCUCCACAUGUAGUGAGCUUCCAUGCAGUUCCGGUGACACCAGACCUGCAAAGCACAGCUGGUCACGUCUGUCCUGCCGUGCAGAUGUGGAAACAGAGGCACAAUGCCACCUGAUGUUCUGCCACAGUGCAGAGCGGAGGCUGGAACCCCGGCUUGUGUUGUCACCGAGGCGAAAGGGAGGAAAGGUGGCAGCGCCUGUGAUCUCAUCAGAUCUUAGGUGGCUUCCAGGAGCUGCCCCGGCUGGGUGGGUGCCUACACAGAGCCAGCGCCUUCCAAAGGGACUCCCUCUCCUGCCAGCCCACCUCAGAGCCCCGCUGGGACUGUCCACGCUUCCUGGUCUUCCUGAAUAGCGACAGCAGCAAACGUGUAGCCUGAGAGGUGGCCUGUUUUAAUGCACAGUGGUCUCACACCAGCGUGGAGACAGGCUCGGUCUCUGAAGUCCUCGCAGAGCACGGCCAGGGCACUCAGCGGUGAGAGCUGGCACUGGGGUAUCCCGAACUUGGGGAGGCUUCUCUGUAGGACUGAGAAGGGCUCCCAGGAGCAGGGAGGAGUGUGGUCAACGCUGUGUUCCAGAGACGCCUCCCUGCCUCCCCUGAUCCUGGAGUCUUGAAUGCUCCUCCAUUUCUUUGUCCUGAAACUGUGUACCAAGCCCUGUGGGCCGUGCUCCGGCCACCACCCUCCCCACUUCCUUCCGGCCAAGGCUGCAACUCAGAAGUCAGAAGAUCUCGGGAGGCUGGGGAGGGGAGAGGGGAGCCCACCCACUGAUGAGGACCCCACUGUGCCUCAGUUUCCCACCUAUAGGGCAGAAGCUGCCCCCUCCAGGAGAGGAUUAGGGCUGAGAUCCGGGCUUUGUCACUCUCUCUCCCUGAGUCACGCCCCCUUGCCCCCCCCCCCCCUUUCAUCCCUCAGGAACCCUGGGGAAACCUCCUGCCCAGCUUUCCAGGGACAGCCACACCUCCCACAGGCUUCCCGUCGUUGCCCUCUGCUCCUGGCCCACUUCCUGCCUCUGUCUGUGGGUGGCCCCAUUUCCGUGGGAGAGCUGAUCCCACCCCCAAAGAGGACACUCCAGCCUGAGCGUCUCUGUCCAUCCAGACGCCUGGCCUUUGUCCUGGCUGUCCCCGCCCACCUCACCUCAUCCCGUUUCCUGACUAGGUCUGUGAGACACUCACACAGCUGCCCUGUACAUGCUGCUCACUCGACCCUCAUGCCAGCCCCGGAGACAGUGCCCGUGACCCUCAGCCUUGCCCUGGCCUUGGCCUCCCCUGUGUCUGAUAGACUGACACUAGGACUAGAUUGCAGUCUGCAGGGUCCUGCUGGCUUCCAGUCUCUGCAGCUGAGUCGCCAUAAGAUCCACAGGGCACUCCCCACUCAUCUAUCUGCCUGUUGCUGUAGGAGGCUGGCUCCACACUGCUCUCUGUCAACCCCGCUGUCCCCUCGGUGUCACCAGUCUUUACACACAGCCAUGAGGCAUCUGUCACUGGAGACCGGCGGUGGGCCCCUCUGCACAGACACUGUCCACUGCCUCAGUAGUCCCUUGCCCCUGGGAGCAGUGACACAUGAGACACGACGGGUCGGAACUCAGAUCUGCCCUAGGCAGAAAGAUUUGCCCUGUACUUUUAAAGGCUCCUGAGAACAGGCGACUGCAUUCCGGGAAUUUUUAUGGAAUUAUGCUCCACACUGCUAGUUUUUGACUCUGUUGAGCUCAAUAAAACAUAUCAUUACAUGA
Molecule: messenger RNA, 1776 nt
Organism: Cavia porcellus (domestic guinea pig)
Lineage: Eukaryota; Metazoa; Chordata; Mammalia; Rodentia; Caviidae
Exons: 2
Coding region: 661-1680 (339 amino acids)
Source: RefSeq, a predicted model, not a curated record